AGAGAAACAGUGGAGAGAGAAACCAACUGCAAAACCCCAACAACCCUCCGUUUCGUCUGCUCCAAUGGAAUGGAAGCAACCUACACCUAAACCCUGUGAGUGUCAUGGUGAGUGAGCACAACCAGAACCCCAACCACCCAAAACCGAGGGCCAGCAUUCAACUGGGAUAUGAUAGGACACCAAAAGGAACGUUCAGAAGCCAGAAAGGAACACCCGAAGGCUACGGCAAAGGUGAAAUGUGGAAAGCUUUUAUCAGAUGUGGAAGGGCGAUAAAUGUAUAUGUGGCAAAGAAAAAGGACAAGUGGGGACAGAGCUUUGGAUUUGUUCGAUUCCUAGCGGUUAAGAACAUCAAAGACAUGGAGAUUAAACUGAACCAGAUCAAAGUUGGGCAGAGGACGAUCCAAGCAAAUAUGGCUAGAUUCUCCAACGCUGAAGAUCAGAUUAAACAAAAAUCUCACUCUGCACUCCAACAUGAUCAUAAGGAGUUAAAAGAUUUAGUUGAACACGGGAAGGAUUGGUUGGCUCAGUGGUUUUCUGAUGUGAGACCAUGGACACCAACGGAAGUAGCUUCUGAAAGGUUUACUUGGCUAAGAUGCCAAGGUGUCCCCAUACACAUUUGGAGAAGCAGUUUCUUUGAAACUGUGGCCCAUUUAUUUGGAAAAUUCAUAUCACUAGAUGUUAGCGCAAUAAAAAAGAAGAGAUUAGAUGUGGCAAAAAUCCUUAUCUUGACCCCAGUCCAGGAGAACAUUCAAAGGGUCUUAAGAGUCAAGGCUGGAAGGAAUAUCUUCCAGAUUCGUGUUAACGAGGAGAUUGGAGUUGAUAAUUUGUUCAGCUUGAGAUCAGAUUUCAACUUAAUUAGUGAUGGAGGAUCAAUUUCAGAGGAAUGGUUGGAUGAGUCCAAUGGCGACUUUCAUGAACAUGGUAAAUGGGACGGUAAUUGGCAAGUAGUAGAAAAGGACGAUGAAGUGCAGCCACUCUCGGGGAUGGCAGAAUUAGCGCUGGCAGAGUCAGAACGGUCAAUGAAUAUGAGUAUGGAAGAAGUAAAGAUCUCUGAAAAGAUCUAUCCGCAUGAGGGCUCAUUAAAUGCAGCAUGUCAAAACUCAAAUUCAUUGGCUGCAGAUGAGGAACCCAAGGUGAAUGGUAGAAAGGCUGCUUCGGAUAAUUCUCUGAAGAGUGUAGAAGACAAAAGGGGUGGUGUUAUGAAGCUAAGCAGAGAACAUCCUAAUUCAUGCAGCGAACUAAAUCCAAGCCCAGGCCCAAGACAAAAUACCUUUGCUUUAGGCCAAAGUAGGCUGAACCAACUUGGGGUUAAGCCCAAUCAUGGUGAUAAGGGUAGAUAUGGAAUCACAUCAAAUAAUGAGGAAUCGAAGAUGGAGAUAUGUGAUGACAGGAAAUGCAAGCUUAUGUGGGGCAGGGACAACUGCAGGUGGGUAAUGAAAGCUGCUCAUAGGAGAUCUGGAGGAGGUGACUUCAACGCAAUCCGUAGUAGAGAAGAGAAAAGAGGAAGACAUUUUGAUUCUAUUGCCAUGAGAGACUUUAAUAGUUUUAUUGACGAAGCAGGAUUAGAAGGUUUGCGAUUGUUGGGAGGGAGUUUUCCUUGUUUCAGUUUUGUUGGUUCGGCAUUGGUUGGAUUGAAGGAGAAAUUUAAAAUGCUAAAGAAUGACUUAAAGGAAUGGAAUAGGGAGGUGUUUGGGCACAUUGACAGGAAAUUAGAGAAGAUAAGAUGCGAGAUCAAGAAUUUAGAUGACAUAGUUGAAAAUGGAGGUCUAUCAGAAUCUGAAAUUGAACAAAGGCGAUCUUGCUUUCAGCAAUUCUGGGAGUGGAACUCGAGAAAGGACAGCCUGUUAUUUCAAAAGUCAAGGCAGAAAUGGCUCCAGGAAGGUGAUGCCAACAGCAAAUUUUUCCAUGGAUGCAUUGUGAAGAGAAGAAGAAGAAAUGGGAUAGAAGGUGUUAUGAAGAAUAAUACUUGGGUUGAGGAAGUCCCAAAGGAUAAAAGCUGGCUGACGGUAAAGUUCUCAGAAGAAGAAGUAAAGGAAGCUGUGUGGAAUUGCAAUGGGAGUAAAAGCUUGGGACUUGAUGGAUUCAACUUCAACUUCAUUAAAAGAAUGUGGCCAACCAUAAAGCAAGACAUUGUAGCCUUCGUCAAAGAAUUUUGGGAGAAUAGGAAAUUGGUGAAAGGAAGAAAUUCAUCCUUCAUAGCCUUAAUCCCAAAGAAAGAAUCUCCACAAGGCUUAGGGGAUUUCAGGCCUAUCUCCCUAAUCGAAUGCUUGUAUAAAAUAAUCUCUAAGCUUCUUACUAAUAGAUUGAGAAAGGUGAUGCCACUGAUCAUUAGCCAAAACCAGUCAGCAUUUGUAGGAAAGAGACACAUUGUAGAUGGUAUUGUAAUUGCAAAUGAGGUUAUCCAUGAAGCCAAGAAGAGAAGGAGGCCCACAUUGAUAUUCAAAGCUGAUUUUGAAAAAGCCUACGAUAGUGUCAAUUGGAAUUUUUUAAAUUUGAUGAUGGAAAAAUUCGAAUUUUGUCUAAAAUGGAGAAAGUGGAUCAUGGAAUGCUUAGCUACUUCAACUGUUUCUGUUCUAGUGAAUGGUAGUCCUAUAGCGGAAUUUAGCAUGGAAAAAGGUUUGCGACAAGGUGAUCCCUUAGCCCCAUUCUUAUUCCUUUUAGUUGUUGAAGCACUUAACGGGUUGAUUCACAAAGCAAAGGAGUUAAAUAUGUACAAGGGAGUGGAGGUGGGAGAGGAACGGCUAGAGGUAGAGGAUAUAAGUGAAUGGGCAAAAUCUCUAAACUAUGUGGUGGGUGCAGUGCCAUUCAAAUAUCUCAGGAUACCAGUUGAAGCUAACCCAAAGAAGCUAUCAACCUGGGCACCUGUUAUUGACUGCCUGAGACACAAAUUGUCAAACUGGAAAUGUGAAUCGCUGUCCUUUGGUGGAAGAAUUGUCCUCCUUAAUGCUAUCCUGUCAAGUAUCCUGGUCUACUUCUUUUCAACCAUGAGAGCACCUAAAAAGGUAUCUAAUUUGCUGGCCUUAAUUCAAAGGAGAUUUCUAUGGGGAGGUAAGGAGGGUUAUAGGAAAAUAGCAUGGGUGAGUUGGGAGAAAGUAUGUAGAAGUAGAAAAGAGGGAGGAUUAGGUGUUAAAGACUUGGACAGAUUUAAUAUGGCUCUCUUAGGAAAAUGGAGAUGGAGGUUGGUGGUUGAAAAAGAGGCAUUAUGGAACAGGGUAGUAGAGGCAAAAUAUGGGGUUCAUAAGAAAAGGGAUUGGGAGGGGAAAAAUGUGAAGCAUAAUUGUUCAUAUUGGUGGAAGGCAGUGUGGAAGCUAGAUAAAGAAGUAGGGCAUAAUGAGGGAUGGGUUUACAAGGGCUUGGUGAAAAGUGUGGGGGAAGGGAACGACACGUUCUUUUGGAAGGAAGGCAAGACAACUGGAGUUGGAAGCAUGAUCCGAAUGGAUCUUACUCAACAAAAUUUGCUUACUCCCGUUAAAUAUCAAUAUAGAGGAGCAGGAAUCAAUUCAAUUCAGCAGGUAUGGAAUCCUAUGGUGCCACUUAAAGUCUCAGCUUUUGUGUGGAAAUUUUUGCAAAAUAGAAUUCCUACUGGUGAAAAUUUGCUAACAAGAGGCAUAGGUGGAGGUGUUCUUAGAUGUGAAGGUUGGAAGCAUCUGCAGCAACACACAGGCAUGAUACGAAAUGGAAAAUUAAAAGAAGCUUGGUAUGUGUCAUGGUUCUUAGUUAUCUGGUCCAUUUGGCCAUGGAGAAACCAAUUAACUUUCAAGGAAGGCAAGGACACUCCUGAUACAGUGCUGGAAUUAAUCAAGGUACGCUCACUUCACUGGAUUAAGGCCAAGACUAAUUCUGAAUUGGCUAAAGAACAAUGGUGGAAGAAUCCUAAGGAAGCGCUUAAAUGAAAUAGAAUUAGCUUGUGAUUAAGUAGUGGGUUUGAUCUGAUUUUGUAAUUCAAGAUAUUUGCAGGAUGAUGUAACGGGUUGGAGUACCUCUUGUACUCCUGUUUCUAAUUUAAUUAAUCUUCAUUUUGCCAAUAAAAAAAAUUAAUAUAU
Molecule: messenger RNA, 4043 nt
Organism: Rubroshorea leprosula
Lineage: Eukaryota; Viridiplantae; Streptophyta; Magnoliopsida; Malvales; Dipterocarpaceae
Source: the annotation of a GenBank genome assembly